Volvox carteri f. nagariensis is the source of this 2061-nucleotide messenger RNA. RefSeq lists its product as uncharacterized. The transcript has 7 exons. NCBI's taxonomy places the organism in Eukaryota, Viridiplantae, Chlorophyta, Chlorophyceae, Chlamydomonadales, Volvocaceae. The record is from RefSeq and is a predicted model, not a curated record. The coding region runs from base 1 to 2061 and encodes 686 amino acids.
AUGGAGGACGCAUUCCUGUGCGGCAAGCACGCACUGAUGCUCCUGCAAGCAAAAUUGGUCGAGCUUCGUUCAAAAGUAGCAAAAGCCAACGUUUCACAGAUUUCAAAGCAGCCGAUAUUAAGGACAAUUUCAGUGUACUGGUCGCACUUACAGCUGGUCCAUGCUGCCGUUCGCGUUUUUCUCCUGCAACUCGCUGCCAAACGCGAUGACACAUCGGCAGCUACCAAGCUACUUGAAUCGCUGAAUUCCGUUGCCGAGGAAGUGCCCGGGUUAGCAGCUUUGGAAAAUGGUUCACCCGGCGAACUUGCGGCCCACGUACGGCAGCUGCGCGCUGAGAAACUGGAAGCCGAGAUCCAGGCGCUGCGAACCGCAGCUAUAGCCCUCAAACCCGACAUUCCUGUUCAGGCGGAUGCGCUGGAGGCUGUGGUGCGGAGCCUGAGCCAACAGGAGCAGGGCUUGGACUUCCAUGUUAGGCAGGUUUGGUGCCGUGGGCCUUUCUCGGCCCCUAUACCGGGCGGUGCGGAUAGCAUCCCCCUGCAACAGGAACUGCUGCUAGUCGAUGAAAUUCGGGAGCGUUUCGGCGGUGGCGCCAACGACUACAGCGCCGAUAACUUCUCCUACGGCUCGACGCCGUAUACUUCAUGGCUAAAGGUGAUGAGAGCAGCCGGGGGCGCGCUUGAAACCGCAAUGCCAUCAUCGACACUGCCGAACCGUGAGUACGUGGUCUGGGGAAGCUCCUGCGGCUGGCUCGUCCUGUACGGCGCACUGACGUACGGAUGGCGCAGCCGUGGCGUUGAGCUGCUGUCACACAUGCACAAUUGUGCGGAGCGAGUGGCGGCGGAGCAGGCUGCUGCAUUGGCGUGUACGGCAGGCGUGCGGUUUACCUGCGGCGACUUGUUGCACGACGAUGUAUCGGCCGCCGGACUGGUCGUACUGGCGGACCAAUGCUGGGACGAUCAGCUGGCAGCGGCUUCCGUCGCCAAGCUGGCACGCGAGUUGCCGAAAGGCGCGCUUUGCGUGUCGUACAAGGGAGCGUCGUUCCCUUGCAGCUUCAAUGCCGGCAGCGGUGGCGUGGAUGGCGCUGGCAGUGGGGAUGGCGCUGGCAGUGGGGAUGGCGCUGGCAGUGGGGAUGGCGCUGGCAGUGGGGAUGGCGCUGGCAGUGGGGAUGGCGCUGGCAGUGGGGAUGGCGCUGGCGACGUAAGACUCGGAUGCGUUUUCAAAGAAAUUGCAGUAGUAUGCGCGCCACCCGCGGCUGUGGGGCGGAUUGCUGUGGCCGCUGGCGCUUCGGGGAUAAACAUCACAGACAGCACCGAAAUUCACCCAGCUUUCGUUACCAUUUGCCCGCACGGGCAUUCCGACUUGCGGUCUGCCGCACUGUCCAUGCGGCAUGCACCCGGAAUGCCGGAGGGGCCCCGCCCUUUUUCCGGCUUCCUUGAAGCCGACACCCAACUUGUUCUAGGAAAAAUGGCUGAUGCUGAUGCUGGGCCAUCAAAACCACCAGUUUCGAAGAUUCCUAAAGCAACAUACACUUAUGGCAACAAGGAGCUAGACGCUCCAGCCUACGCGGAAGCCCUGAAGAGUGCAAAAGCGAGAGGCAGUGCUUCCUGGUGGUCUUUUUUCACCGUGAUCUUGGCAGAAAGAGUCGUGAAGCUGAAGUGCACCAUUUGCGGCGAGGUGCUGGGUGCCAAAAAUCCGUCUGCAACAGCUCCCAACCAUCUUAAGAAGCACAACAAGGCAGCAGACAAGGCGCAGGAGGGCAGUGAGGCGGAGGGCGCCAUACCUGCAGUGCCGUCCGGCGCGAAAAGGUCUCGCUCAUAUGACGGCACGCCCACUCCGUCCAUGCGGCUUUUCAUGCCAUCUGCCAACCAGAUAUACGUCUUCCUGAAGAAUCUGGCCUUAUUCUUCUACACCACCAACAUCGCCCUUCACCUUAUCGAGAACCCCUACCUUGUUCAGGCCUGCACUGCCCUGGGGGUCACACUGCCCGGCCGCUGGAAACUAGUAACCACUAUGCUUGACGAGGCGCACGCGGAAACAGUCUCUGAGGUUGCAGACAAUUAG